This is a messenger RNA of Aphanomyces astaci, 1886 nucleotides long. RefSeq lists its product as hypothetical. Lineage: Eukaryota; Oomycota; Saprolegniomycetes; Saprolegniales; Verrucalvaceae. The transcript has a single exon. The record is from RefSeq and is a predicted model, not a curated record. The coding region runs from base 169 to 1716 and encodes 515 amino acids.
UGCCAAUUUAAAUCUGUGUUUUGAAUAUGUAUAUCUCACCACGCAUUCAAAUUGCUUUGAUUUUACGUAUUGAAACAGUGACCCAAAAUGAUAUCGCCAGCUUUGUCAUGUCGUCGUUCGUAGUGGUUCAAGUGAUGCAGUAUUAUAGGCCAACUUGACAGGAACAGAAUGCGCGUCUUGCCGGUACUCGCGCUCUGCGCCUUGUUGGCAGCCGUCUCCACCGUGGAUGGCCGAGACUCUGGCGUACUAGUUGUGUCUGGGCUUUACGCCGACGAAUUCCAGUCCAGUUCGUCCAAUCAUUAUUACGUCGGCAGCGAUAACACUGCAAUUGAAUCGUCUGAUGUUGUGGAGCUGGCUCGGCGCAAGCUGCUCUCUCAUGCUGACCAACCAGUACAUCACCACACCUUCCGAGGGAGCAGCCAUCCCUCGAACAAGGAAUUCGUCCCGUUGGUUGCCGCUGCAUCCCGCGUGGCAGCCCCGUACGUCGUCCGCGCGGCGGCGCCGAUGGCUCGCGCGGUGGUUCAGCGGGCCAUGGGACCCCGCGGCGUCCAGCUCGGUCGAGCCAUGCUGCGGAACACGCCCAAGGCACUCAACGCCGUCAACAAGGUGGCUGCGUCCGUCCAUCGAGGCGCAAAUGCCGUGUCUGGCGUGUCCGACUCGGUUGCGCGCGUCAACGCCAAGGUCAGCGCCGUCGCCAACCGGUAUGCCGGGGACUCGGGUGUCGUGGGGCGGCUGGCUCGAGGCGUGCAGGAUGGAUCUCAUACUGUACGCGAAUACAACUCCCAUGUGGGCAGCGCAGCCAAGGCCGUCAGAAAGUACGCAGGCCACGUCCAAGGCGCGACCAGAGUGCUGGGCAGAGGCGCGAUCAACCUCAAGAGUGCGUUUGGAGUGAAGAGUGAUGGUCGCAUAACCAAUCCACAGGUUAAAGUGACCCAAUCCAAGCGUGGAGUGACCAAUACAGGACCGAAGAAGACGUCUCGUAAGAAGUCGGCCACGACAGACGCUAACAGGUUGUCAAUUGGAGCAAAGAAGUCAGCAGUUAAGAAGACGCUUGGUGGAGCCAAGAAGACGUCCACUCGCGCGAAGAAGACGUCUCUUACGACGUCGGCUACUAGAGCUAACCAGCCCACGAAAUCUGCCAAGUCGAGUGGAACAGCGCUAUCUGUCGCUACUUCCAAGUCUGGAGCACUAUCGAAGCUAGUUCACAUCAGGUCCAAGCUUGGAAAGUCGGUGCAAAACGGACUUGAAACUGUGAAACGAGGCUCAGAGGCAGUCCAGCGGGGAGCUCAGAAAGUGACAGAUGUGGUCUCGGGGGUGGCUAGAGUCAGCUCCACAGUGGGCCGCGUCAACGCCCAGGUCGCCCGCGCUGCUUCGAAGCUGACCGAUGGCCCGGGGAUGGUUGGCAAGGCAGCGAGGGGUGUGAAAAGUGGCACUGAAGUGAUCGGUCGAGUGAAUGGCAGGGUUGGGAAGGCAGCCAAGACGGUCAGCAGCGCUGCUUCACAGGUGAAACGUGCCAGCUCCAAAGUCAGCAAGGUGGCGGGUGGGUUGAGUAAAGCCAUUGGCGGUAAGCCGGCUCCAGCUAAGCGUGCACCUACUGUGGCUAAGCGUGCACCUACUGUGGCUAAGCGUGCACCUACUGCGGCUAAGCGUGUACCUACCAAUCGAGCGGUCUCGCGCUCCACACCUCGCAGCGGUGGUCGUCGUGGAAAGCUGUAAUGAGCCGGUCUUGGUUUAUUGCUUUCAAUGACGAGAAUGUAUGUCACCUUGUUUGAGUGAGUGCAGAAUAGUACACUGACAUUGUGAACUCGUUUUCAAUUACUGUAAUUAACUGAAAGCUACUCUAAACACUAACAAUAACUUUAAUCCAAUACCAAUGCAAAUUCGAU